This is a messenger RNA of Hipposideros armiger (great roundleaf bat), 7651 nucleotides long. It is a transcript of the gene ABCA12, whose product is annotated as ATP binding cassette subfamily A member 12. The transcript is spliced from 53 exons. The coding region runs from base 1 to 7605 and encodes 2534 amino acids. NCBI's taxonomy places the organism in Eukaryota, Metazoa, Chordata, Mammalia, Chiroptera, Hipposideridae. The record is from RefSeq and is a predicted model, not a curated record. Gene Ontology annotation, molecular function: ATP binding; ABC-type transporter activity; ATP hydrolysis activity. Gene Ontology annotation, cellular component: membrane; intracellular membrane-bounded organelle. Gene Ontology annotation, biological process: transmembrane transport; lipid transport.
AUGGCUUCCCAGUUUCACCAGCUUCGGGUCCUGGUCUGGAAAAAUUGGCUAGGUGUCAAGAGGCAGCCGCUUUGGACACUUGUCUUGAUUUUGUGGCCAGUCAUUAUUUUCAUAAUUUUGGCUAUUACACGGACCAAAUUUCCUCCAAGAGCAAAACAAACGUGUUACCUUGCACCUCGAAACCUUCCCAGUACUGGCUUCUUCCCGUUCCUGCAAACCCUACUCUGUGACACAGACUCUAAAUGCAAAGACACACCCUAUGGCCCACGAGAUCUGCUUCGUAGGAAGGGGAUCGAUGAUGCAGUAUUUAAAGACAGUGCAAUUCUGAGAAAGCCAUCCAACCUACAGAAGAAGCACAACAAUUUAUCACUCCAGGGCACCCAAGUUCCAGAAAGAAGGCACGCAUCACCAGCCACAGUAUUUCCCAGUCCAAGUUCUGAUUUGGAAAGUACUGGAACAGAUACUUUCAAUGGUACUCAAGUCCUUGCCAGGAUCCUUGGUUUGGAAAAGCUGUUAAAGCAAAAUUCAACUUCGGAAGAUAUACGAAAAGAACUGUGUGGGAGCUAUCCAGGAUAUAUUGCUGAUGACACCUUCUCUUGGACCACUCUAGGGAAAAAUGUUUUUAACAAAUUUUGUCUGUCCAACAUGACACUUUUAGAGUCUUCUCUCCAAGAACUAACAAACCAGUUCUCUCAGAUAUCAAGGGAUCCCAAUAACCAGAAGACAGUAUUUCAGGAAAUGGUCAAAGUAUUGUCCUUUUUCUCACAAGUGCAAGAGCAAACAGCUGUGUGGCAGCUUCUCUCUAGUUUUCCAAAUGUGUUUCAGAAUGAUACAUCACUAAGCAAUAUAUUUGAUGUUCUUCGAAAUGCAAACAGUGUGCUGCUGGUCGCGCAGAAGGUUUACCCACGUGUCACAACUAAUGAAGGUUUCAGAACUCUCCAUAAAUCUGUUCAACAUCUGCUGUACACUCUGAACGCCCCAGCUCAAGACGGGAACUCCAAGUUUCUCCUUACCAUUCAAAAUUUUUCUUUUCAUCUUCAGACUCACACCUUGCUCCUAAUACUGGAAAACUUUGAAGAUGCCCUCUUAAAUAUAUCAGCAGAUAGUCCUUAUAUUCCUUACUUGGCAUGUAUAAGAAAUGUCACUGACAAUUUGGCCAGGGGAUCACAAGAAAAUGUAAAAAUCUUAGUUUCCAUUUGCAUCCGUUUCAAUUUGAUGUUUUUGAGGAACCCCCACUAUUUCCUGCUCUUUCCCCCUUCUGGAAAGGUUACUCAGCUUAGAAACUUGACUGAACUUCUUUGUGAACCUGAAACAUUCAAUUCAGUAGAGAAAAUGUGCCAGCUCUCUAAUAUGAACUUCAGGAACCUGUGUGAAGAGAGUGUAUUUCAUGUGCAACUCCUGGAAGCAGCGGAGCUUGGCACUGAAAUAGCAACCAGCUUACUGUACCGUGACAACAUCAUAUCUAAUAAACUGAGGGAUUUGCUUACUGGGGAUCCAGUCAAAAUUAAUUUAAAUAUGGACGGGUUUGUAGAACAGGCAUUGCAAAUGAAUUACUUGGAAAAUAUCACACGAUUAAUGCCAGCCAUAGAAUCCAUGCUGCAUGUCAACAACAGUGAUGACACUUCUGAAAAACCAGGUCAAUUAAUAGAAAUGUUUAGAGAUGUUGAGGAGCUGAAAGAAGAACUGAGGAGAAUGACAGGAAUGUCCAAUCGGAGUAUCGACAAUUUGCUGGCCAUCCCUGUCCCAGAUAAGAGAGCUGAGAUUAUUUCUCAUGUGUUCUGGCUUCAUUCUUGUGAUGCUAACAUGGCCAAUCCCCAGUUGGAAGAAGCAGUGAAGGAGCUCUGCAGCCUGCCCCUUCCAGAGAGAUCCCGUCAGUCUUACCUCAUCGGACUCACUCUUCUGCAUCACUUAGACGUGUACAACUUCACAUACAAGGUGUUUUUCCCUAGAAAAGAUCAAAAGCCAGUAGAAAAGAUGAUAGAACUCUUCAUAAGGCUUAAAGGCAUCCUCAAUCAGCUGGCUUCUGGCACACGUCCACUGCUUGACAAAAUGAGAUCCCUGAAACAAAUGCAUCUGCCCAGAAGUGUUUCAUUAACACAGGCCAUGUAUAGAAGCAACCGGAUGAACACACCCGGAUCAUUUAGUACCAUCUCCCAAGCAUUGUGUUCCCAAGGAAUUACCACCGAAUACUUAACUGCCUUGCUGCCCUCUUCCCAGAGGCAAAAAGGCAACAACACCAAGGAUUUUUUGACUUAUAAGUUAAGUAAAGAGCAAGUUGCUGCAAAAUAUGGAAUUCCCAUACAUACCACGCCAUUUUGCUUCUCCCUUUAUAAAGACAUCAUUAACAUGCCUGCUGGACCUGUGAUUUGGGCUUUCUUGAAACCUAUGUUGUUGGGAAAGAUUUUGUACGCACCGUAUACCCCAGUCACAAAAGCAAUAAUGGAAAAGUCUAAUGUAACUCUGAGGCAACUGGCAGAAUUAAGAGAAAAAUCUCAAGAGUGGAUGGAUAAGUCACCACUGUUCAUGAAUUCUUUCCACCUGUUAAACCAGACGAUACCAAUGCUCCAGAAUACUCUAAGGAACCCCUUUGUGCAAGUGUUUAUAAAAUUCUCCGUGGGACUUGAUGCUGUUGAACUAUUGAAACAGAUAGAUGAACUCGAUAUCCUGAGGCUGAAAUUAGAGAACGGCAUUGACCUUGUUGAUCAUCUCAACACACUAUCUUCCCUGACAGUAAAUAUUUCCUCCUGUGUAUUAUAUGACCGUAUUCAAGCAGCAGAAAGUGUAGAUGAAAUGGAGCAAGAGGCUAAAAAACUCUACAAAAGCAAUGAACUCUUUGGAAGUGUUAUUUUUAAGCUUCCUUCUAACGGAAGCCAACACAGAGGCAAUGGCUCUGAAGAUGUCUAUCUUCCUCCUGUCAUAAAAUAUACCAUCCGCAUGAGCCUCAAGACCUCACAGACAACAAGAAGCAUAAGAACCAAGAUUUGGGCCCCGGGGCCACAUAAUUCUCCAUCACACAACCAGAUCUAUGGCAGGGCUUUUGUUUACUUACAGGAUAAUAUUGAAAGGGCAAUCAUUGAAUUGCAGACGGGAAGGAACUCCCAGGACAUAGCAGUCCAGGUCCAAGCAAUUCCUUAUCCCUGCUACAUGAAAGACAACUUCCUAACCAGUGUCUCUUAUUCUCUUCCAAUUGUGCUCAUGGUUGCCUGGGUUGUAUUUAUAGCUGCAUUUGUAAAAAAACUUGUUUAUGAGAAGGACCUCCGGCUUCAUGAGUACAUGAAGAUGAUGGGUGUGAACUCCUGCAGUCACUUUUUUGCCUGGCUUAUAGAGAGUGUUGGAUUUUUACUGGUUACCAUUGUCAUCCUCAUCAUUAUCCUCAAGUUUGGCAAUAUUCUUCCUAAAACAGACGGGUUCAUUCUGUUCCUGUAUUUUUCGGACUACAGCCUCUCAGUUAUCGCCAUGAGCUAUCUCAUCAGUGUCUUUUUUAACAACACCAACAUCGCAGCUCUGAUUGGAAGCCUCAUCUACAUCAUUGCCUUUUUCCCAUUUAUUGUUCUGGUUACAGUGGAGGAUGAGUUGAGCUAUGUGAUAAAAGUAUUCAUGAGCCUGCUGUCACCAACAGCUUUUAGUUAUGCAAGUCAAUACAUCGCGCGAUAUGAGGAGCAAGGCAUCGGUCUUCAGUGGGAAAAUAUGUACAGUUCCCCUGUUCAGGAUGACACCACCUCCUUUGGCUGGCUGUGCUGUCUCAUCCUAGCUGAUUCUUUCAUUUAUUUCCUUAUUGCUUGGUACGUCAGGAAUGUUUUCCCAGGUACAUACGGCAUGGCAGCCCCAUGGUAUUUUCCAGUGCUUCCUUCCUAUUGGAAGGAGCGAUUUGGAUGUGCGGAGGUGAACCAUGAGAAAAGCAAUGGCCUCAUGUUUACUAAUAUCAUGAUGCAGAACACCAAUCCAUCUGCCAAUAAGACAAGUCCUGAUUGCGUGCUUCCCUCCAACAUUGAGCCUGAACCUAAAGAUGUCACAGUUGGAGUUGCCCUGCAUGGAGUCACAAAGAUCUACGGCUCAAAAAUUGCUGUUGAUAACCUUAAUCUGAACUUUUAUGAAGGGCAUAUUACUUCAUUGCUGGGUCCCAAUGGAGCCGGGAAAACUACGACAAUCUCCAUGCUGACUGGGCUCUUUGGGGCUUCAGCCGGUACCAUCUUUGUUUAUGGAAAAGAUAUCAAAACAGACCUACACACUGUACGGAAGAACAUGGGGGUCUGCAUGCAGCACGACGUCUUGUUUAGUUACCUCACUACCAAGGAGCACCUUCUCUUAUAUGGCUCCAUAAAAGUUCCUCACUGGACUAAAAAGCAGCUGCAUGAGGAAGUAAAAAGGACUUUAAAAGAUACUGGACUAUAUAGCCAUCGUCAUAAAAGAGUUGGAACAUUGUCAGGAGGAAUGAAGAGGAAGUUAUCCAUAUCCAUAGCUCUCAUUGGUGGAUCAAGGGUGGUCAUUUUGGAUGAACCAUCCACUGGAGUUGAUCCAUGUUCUCGCCGAAGUAUAUGGGAUGUUAUAUCCAAGAACAAAACUGAAAGCACAUUUGCUCCGUUUGAUACACCUAGCCCAAAUCUAAAUGCAAGUGCAAUAUGUGACACGAUGGCUGUGACAGCAAUGAUCAAAUCACACCUCCCUGAAGCCUACCUCAAGGAGGACAUCGGGGGAGAGCUGGUUUAUGUGCUUCCUCCAUUUAGCACCAAAGUCUCAGGGGCCUAUCUGUCACUCCUAAGAGCACUGGACCAUGGCAUGGGUGACCUCAACAUCGGGUGCUAUGGCAUUUCAGAUACCACCGUGGAAGAGGUUUUUCUAAACUUGACUAAAGAGUCACAAAAAACUAGUAAUAUGACUCUUGAGCACUUGACACAAAAGAAGAUUGGAAAUUCCAGUACCAAUGGCAUCACAACUCCUGAUGAUUUAUCUGUGAGCAGCAGCAAUUUCACAGACAGAGAUGACAAAAUCCUGACGAGAGGAGAGAAGCUGGAAGGCUGCGGACUGCUACUGAAGAAGAUAAUGGCUAUCCUCAUUAAGAGGUUCCACCACACGCGCAGGAACUGGAAAGGCUUUAUCGCUCAGGUUAUCCUCCCCAUCGUCUUCGUGAUGACCGCCAUGGGCCUUGGCACACUGAGGAAUUCUGGCAACAGUUAUCCAGAGGUCCAGAUCUCCCCAUCUCUUUAUGGUACCUCUGAACAGACAGCCUUCUACGCGAAUUCGAACCCAAGAACAAAUGCACUGGUCUCAGCAAUGUGGGCCUUCCCUGGCAUCGACAACGUGUGUUUGAACCUCAGUGACCCGAGGUGUUUAAAGAAAAACAGUUUGGGAAAAUGGAACACCAGUGGAGAACGUAUCACUAAUUUUGGUGUUUGCUCCUGCUCAGAAAAUGUCCAGGAAUGUCCUAAAUUUAAUUAUUCGCCACCUCAUAGAAGAACUUAUUCUUCCCAAGUAAUUUAUAACCUCACUGGGCACCGCUUAGAAAAUUAUCUUAUAUCAACUGCUAAUGAGUUUAUACAAAAAAGCCUAAUUUAUAUCAACACAAUUCUGAUCUUGCCUUCUUUUGGGAUUAAACAGGUGUGGUACGAUCCAGAAGGCUAUCACUCCCUUCCAGCUUACCUCAACAGCUUGAAUAACUUCCUCCUGCGAGUUAACAUGUCAAAAUAUGAUGCUGCCCAACACGGCAUCAUCAUGUAUAGUCAUCCUUACCCCGGAGUGCAAGACCAAGAACAAGCCACAAUGAGCAGCUUAAUCGAUAUUUUGGUGGCACUCUCCAUCCUGAUGGGCUACUCUGUCACCACUGCCAGCUUUGUCACCUAUGUUGUAAGGGAGCAUCAGACCAAAGCCAAGCAGUUGCAGCAUAUUUCAGGCAUCAGCGUAACAUGCUACUGGGUAACAAACUUCAUUUAUGACAUGGUCUUCUACUUGGUGCCUGUAACAUUUUCAAUUGCUGUCAUUGCAAUUUUCAAGUUACCUGCCUUCUACAGCGGAAACAACCUGGGUGCUGUAUCUCUCCUACUCCUGCUGUUUGGGUAUGCCACAUUUUCUUGGAUGUACUUGCUGGCCGGGCUCUUCCAUGAAACGGGAAUGGCUUUCAUCACUUAUGUCUGCCUCAACCUUUUUUUUGGCAUCAAUUCCAUUGUUUCCUUGUCAGUGGUGUACUUUCUUUCCAAGGAAAAGCCUAAUGAUCCGACUUUAGAGCUUAUUUCGGAAACCCUCAAGCGCAUUUUCCUGAUUUUCCCGCAAUUCUGUUUUGGCUACGGUUUGAUUGAACUUUCUCAACAACAGUCAGUCCUAGACUUCUUAAAAGCAUAUGGAGUGGAAUACCCAAGUGAAACCUUUGAGAUGAAUAAACUAGGUGCAAUGUUUGUGGCUUUGGUUUCUCAAGGCACCAUUUUCUUUUUCUUGCGAAUCUUAAUCAAUGAGUGGCUAAUAAAGAAAUUCAGACUCUUCUUCAGAAAAUUUAAUUCUUCACCUGUAAUUGAGACAAUAGAAGAAGAUGAAGAUGUGCGGGCUGAGAGGUUGAGAGUUGAGAAUGGGGCAGAUGAAUUUGACCUGGUCCAACUCCAUCGUCUCACAAAGACCUAUCAACUUAUCCACAAAAAAAUUAUAGCUGUAAACAACAUCAGCAUUGGGAUACCCGCUGGGGAGUGCUUUGGCCUUCUUGGGGUGAAUGGAGCAGGAAAGACCACUAUCUUCAAAAUGUUGACUGGAGACAUAAUUCCUUCAAGUGGAAACAUUCUGAUCAGAAAUAAGACUGGAUCCCUGGCUCACGUGGACUCUCACAGCUCGUUAGUUGGCUACUGCCCACAGGAAGAUGCUUUAGAUGACCUGGUCACUGUGGAAGAACAUUUGUAUUUCUAUGCCAGGAUACACGGAAUUCCAGAAAAAGAUAUUAAAGAAACUGUUUAUAAGCUCCUGCGAAGACUCCAUCUGAUGCCCUACAAAGACAGGGCCACCUCUUUGUGCAGCUAUGGCACAAAAAGAAAACUGUCCACUGCACUGGCCCUGAUAGGGAAGCCUUCCAUUCUGCUGCUGGAUGAGCCGAGCUCUGGGAUGGAUCCCAAGUCAAAACGGCACCUCUGGAAGAUCAUUUCGGAGGAAGUACAGCAUAAAUGUUCUGUCAUCCUCACAUCUCACAGCAUGGAAGAAUGUGAAGCACUCUGUACCAGGCUGGCAAUUAUGGUGAACGGAAGGUUCCAGUGUAUUGGAUCUCUGCAGCAUAUAAAGAGCAGGUUUGGACGAGGGUUUACCGUUAAGGUUCACGUGAAGAAUACCAGAGUUAGCAUGGAGGCCCUCACAAGGUUCAUGCAGCUGCACUUUCCAAAAACAUACUUAAAAGAUCAGCACCUCAGCAUGCUAGAGUAUCAUGUACCAGUCACGGCAGGAGGAGUAGCAAACAUUUUUGAUCUGCUGGAAACCAACAAGACUGCUUUAAAUAUCACAAAUUUCCUAGUGAGUCAGACUACCCUCGAAGAGGUUUUCAUCAACUUUGCCAAAGACCAAAAAUCCUACGAAACUGCUGAUACCAGUAGCCAAGUUUCCACCAUAAGCAUUGACUCACAGGAUGACCGGAUGGAGUCUUAGCACCUCCAACAAACACGAUCUCAGCAAAGGCAAUGACUUCAUUUUG